AUGCCCGAUACUCUGCCCUUGUCUGCUGAACCACGCAGCCUUCAAAUGCCGGCAAAUCCAGGCAACGCCAGCAGUCGAGCGCUGUCGCUGGCAACGUCAACGCCGCGGUCUGGAUGGGCGACUCCUGGAAGCGUCGCGUCUCCGGUAUCUCCGGGGACCCGGAUGGCCACAACGUCCCCGGGUACUGUCCUGACUGGCUUCGUCGCCCACGAAAACUGGGCUGACGCCCAAGAUAGCAUCUACAUCGUGCUGGGUCACGGGCCGUACCAACGCCGAGUCCUACUGUGCAGCGUCCUGUCGGUGAUCGUGGCGCUGUUGCAGGCGCUGUCGGACCGACUGACCAGCCGGCCCGUGGACCACUGGUGCCGACCGCCGGAUGCACUGGGCGAACUGUCUGCCGACGCGUGGAAGAACAUGUCCAUCCCACUCGAGGAUGACGGCUCGUUCAGCAAGUGCAGCAUGUACGACCCGCCCAUUGCGGACGUUCCGGCGCAUAACAGAUCUACCGUGCCCUGCCAGGGAUGGGACUACGACAUUCCGAACCGCGGCGACAGCAUCGUCAGCCGGUUCGGCCUCGUCUGCGACCGCCGAUACCUGCUCAGCCUGCGCAUCGGAGUCUUUGUCACUGUUUCCGGUUUAAUGUCACCGCUGCUCGGGCUUGUGUCUGACCGCAUGGGCCGCAGGCCCGUCACCUUGGCCUCCGUGAUCGUUCUCCUGGCCAGCACCAUUGGCAACAGUGUCGCCGGGACGUUCACCUUCUACCUGUGCACGAGGACGGUAGUCUUCACGACUGUCCAAGCCGUCUUCGUGCUCACCUUCAUUCUGCUCUACGAGGUUACCGGGAACGAGUGGCGGCUGCUGUUCAGCCUCCUGGACACGGCCGUAGGGGCCACGGUGGUGCCUCCGUUCGCCGACGCUCUCACGCAACUGGAACCGCGUUGGGCACUGGUGCAUGGACUCGCCAUCGUCCUCACGACCAUCCUGGCGAUCUGGUGUUGCCUGCUUCAAGAGUCACCCACCUGGCUCCUGGUCACCAGGGACGUGAAGAGAGCGCGCGAGGCUGCCCUGGAAGCAGCCAGCAUGAACGGUCUGGACACCGUCAAGGCUGGGGCCACCUUUCAGGAGAUUCUCGUCCAAAUGGCGAAACUCUAUCGGAGCCCACACACGUCGACGGGGCUCGCCGCGACCGACGGACCCGUGCAGUCCGUUAAGAUGCGCCGCCGUGCUGCGUCAGUGUUCCUGGCUAGGUUGACGCUCAGCGCCAUUUACUUCCCCUUGAUGGCAAUGGGACACUCCAUCGGCUACUACUGGGCGGCUGCGAACGCGCUGCUGCUGGCGGCGUCCUACGUGGCCGUCGGCUGGGCCGUGGUUAAGCGAGGACUCCGGGACACGCUGACUGUGCUGCUGGUCGUCGUGUGCGCCUUCUCCGCCGUCCAGACGCUGCUGAUGACCGUCGGCGGUUUCCAGCUGGUCGAAUCAGUUGUGCAUGUCGGGCUCAAGGUCGGUCUGUCUGGAGCCAUGAGCGUCGUCCUGUGCUAUUCGGCCGAAGUGUUCCCCACGAGGAUCCGGUGUGCCGGCGUGAGCGCGUCGCUGUUUUUCGGUUCCGCCGGUGCACUCCUGGGAGUCUUCCUGUUCACGAUGAAUGGCCAAAGAGCGGACAUCUUGUUUCAUGCGACCGCGGCCAUUCUGACGGCCCUUAGCAUGUUCGCGGUGCAGUGGCUUCCCGAGGUACUCGUGGAAACGCGCAAAGGCGAAUGA
Molecule: messenger RNA, 1758 nt
Organism: Rhipicephalus sanguineus (brown dog tick)
Lineage: Eukaryota; Metazoa; Arthropoda; Arachnida; Ixodida; Ixodidae
Product: beta-alanine transporter
Exons: 2
Coding region: 1-1758 (585 amino acids)
Biological process (GO): transmembrane transport
Cellular component (GO): membrane
Molecular function (GO): transmembrane transporter activity
Source: RefSeq, a predicted model, not a curated record